Haliotis rufescens (red abalone) is the source of this 3055-nucleotide messenger RNA. RefSeq names its product sushi, von Willebrand factor type A, EGF and pentraxin domain-containing protein 1-like. The transcript has 17 exons. NCBI's taxonomy places the organism in Eukaryota, Metazoa, Mollusca, Gastropoda, Lepetellida, Haliotidae. The coding region runs from base 154 to 2964 and encodes 936 amino acids. The record is from RefSeq and is a predicted model, not a curated record.
UCCCAUGAUUUGUCGCUGCUGCAUGCGAGUAAUCUAUCACUAUCUUCCUGUCAACCAGCAGCUGGUGUCGCCUCGAUCUACAACAUAUGAAGAAAUACCACCGAGUCCACACGUGAAUUGCGACCAAGGUUCCUUUUAAGGUGUACUGACAGGAUGUUGACCGUGGCCUUCCUGGUACAGGUCGUAAUGCACGUCACCGUGCUUAACGGCGUCAAUGCAGAUAUCUGGCAUGACAUAAAGUGUACAGCCAAAGAACUUACUGGUGGCGGCUGCGACCACAAAGAAAUUGUAAACAACAACGCUCCUCAUAUCAACUGUGAUCCUCAGAAAGUGUUCCUUGCUUCUCCAAAGGCGUUGACUGCCGUGGCGACAUGGAGUACGCCAUCUGCGUAUGACGACGAAGACGGUUCCCUGACCCCACAUCUAGUUGGGUCAAAGGGACCGGGCUCCACAUUCAGUGAAGGCACCCACACCAUCUCCUACACCGUCACCGACAGCCAUGGCGCUAAGGGCAGCUGCUCCAUCGUUAUCGUGGUCAAGGUGACACGAUGCAGCAAACCCCCCGAAAUCGUCAACGGUAUCAGAACCUGCACCGACACUUCCGGGUCCACUGUUAUCGGAGACACGUGUUCGUAUACCUGUCAGGCUGGCUACAAACUGACUGGUACCUCCACUGUCACAUGUGACCAGUCAGGCAGUUUCCGUCCCGACCUACCGAAGUGUGAACCUGUACACUGCCCAGCUCCUAAGAACAUAACAGACGGUGUGUACACCUGCCCCAGUACAAAGUAUGAGUUUAAAGAAGCAUGUUACUUGAAGUGUGAGACUGGAUCCAGGCCUGGGACCGGCGACCAGCACAUCACGUGUCAGGCUGACAGGACAUGGACAAAGUCUGCUCCAUGUGUAGAUGACAUACGCCCGGUUUUUACCAGCUGCCCCCUCAACCUCACCUUCUUCUCCGACCGAGGAGUCAACCACACCAAUGUCACAUGGCCCUUUGUCACUGCCAGUGACCCUCCAACCAACAAGACUGCUCGGGUUGUCUUGGCAACAUCCAAUCCAUGGGGGACUCACUUUGACGAAGGUGUACAUCAGGUGACUUACCACGCCUUCGACAACGCUGGGAACAAAGCCGAGACACCAUGUUCUUUCACGGUGACAGUAGAAACAAUCAGGUGUCCCCACCCUAACCUCCACCCGGGCGGCAAGAAUCUGAUGGUGUAUGACUGCAGCAACUACAUGUAUGGGACGGUGUGCCCUGUCUCCUGCCAGUCCGGCUACCCCUUGGGCGGACCCGACCACAUCGUGUGUGAGAGAGACACCUCUUUCCCUCCAGUAGCUACCUGGACAUGGAACAAAACAAGCGGUCUCACACCCUACUGCAUGGAGAGAAACUGCACGGACCUUGCAGCCCCGGAUAACGGUGCCAUGGUUUGUGACAAGUGGAUGCACGGACGCAUGUGCCAGAUGCAGUGCAGCAGCAACUUCAGCUUCCCCCGCUCAGCUCCCCAUGACGGCAUGUUCGUGUGCGGCACAGCGCGGGGCACGUGGAUGCCAACAGAUGUAGUUCCCGACUGUGUUGCAUACUCUGGUUUCUCAACGAUGAGGAUGCCAGCCUACUUCUACUACAAUGGCUCGUGUCCAGGCAACCCCGGGGUUCAGAACCAGAUCAAGCUCAACUUCAUCAAGGCUGUCACCAGCUCACUCAAGUACGGCUUUGAGUCUUGCACCAAUGUUGCAGCUUGCCAAGCAGACAACGUCCAGGUAACCUGCGGCAAGGUGACUCGAGGCCUGAGCAGACGGGAAUCCAAAGACUCACUCACAAUCACGUUUGACGUAGUGGUUGCCUACGAUGAGAGUAAGGGUACUGGACCUGCUGCGCUGGGUUUCAACGAUCAGAGACUUCACUCUGUGGCUGCGAAACUACAGACGGUGGCUCAGAAUAACUCAUUAGGUCUUGACAAGUUCGGACUGAAGCUUGACAAAGCUAACGUAGAGCCACAGACAGCCACUCUGGACUGCCCCACGGGAAGGAUGCCAGACAUGGCUAAAGGAAUGUGUGUUGGAUGUCCGAGAGGUUCCCACCUCGACGCGAGCCAGCAGAAGUGUGUGGACUGCCCGGUCGGCAGCUAUCAGGACCAAGACAGCAGCGUCACCUGUACGAGAUGUCCGGAUCGGAUGUCCACGGCCGAUUCUGGGUCGAAAAACCUGUCAGAUUGCAGAGAUAUCUGUCAACCCGGCUUUAUCUCCCCUGAUGGCCUUGAACCGUGCAGCCCCUGUCCAAUGGGGACGUUCCAAGGAAUGCCAGGAAACCAACAUUGCUCCUCCUGCCCAAAAGGGCAGACAACUCAGUCAACCGCGUCGGCUGCACACGAAGACUGCACAGACUUCGACCUGUCCCUGCAAGCCAAUAGUGUGGCGAUAUUCAAGGCACAGCCCCAGGCCCUGAGUCAGCUGACAUUUGUGACGUGGUUAUAUCUGUACGACACCGUUACGGAGUCCUUCGACAUUGCCACGUGGCAAGAUCCUUUCACAAUGACGACGUCUUUCGCGCUUGUUCUCAGGAAGUCUCUUGAACUUAUUGCUGGAAGGUCGUCUGCAGUGACCGAUGUCCGGCUACCGGCCAGACAGUGGACACAUGUGGCCCUACAGGCGGACAGUCAGUCAGGGAAUGUCACUGUGUACGUCAAUGGACAAGUGGCAGGGACGCAGCACAUGGCCCUGUCUGGAACACUCAUCCCCGCCGGCCACAGCCUCACCACUAGGACCAGCAACAACGUGCCUGCUGUGCUCUCCCACGUGAUGGUGUACGACUCCGUGGUCCCGGGUACGACCAUCUCUCACCUUGCUGCUUCCUGCUCAACACACGACACAAACUACAUUAUUGACCAGACCGACCUCACCGACCUCUCCGACGGCGUCAACCACGUCAUCCCUAGCGUCUGUGGAGAAUUUCUCCAGUAAACAGCAGCACGUUCGAUGGACUACCACCGUCUGUCAUAAUAAUAAUACAUCGUCUGUAAUAAACAAGGCAAUAAAAAAUGUAAAGAACUAA